Molecule: messenger RNA, 1932 nt
Organism: Gastrolobium bilobum
Lineage: Eukaryota; Viridiplantae; Streptophyta; Magnoliopsida; Fabales; Fabaceae
Product: UDP-glucuronate 4-epimerase 1
Exons: 1
Coding region: 325-1620 (431 amino acids)
Source: RefSeq, a predicted model, not a curated record
CAGAGACCACCCUAAAUCCCUGUUUGUGUAUUCUUUCUGCUCUUCUCUCUCUCAUCUUGCCCUCUGUCCGUUAACGCGUUCACGCGUAUAGUUGUCGCUUCUACGUGUGUGAACCCUAUAUAUAACCACCCUCCCAAUUAGUCUAAUAGCAGGUGCAGAAAAUUAAUCACCCUUUUAUUUUCUCUGCAUCUGUUUAUUCCUUUCUCCAUCACCAAUCAAUCCAACUAUUCCAUUCCACAUCCAUCAAAAGAGAAAAAUAAAAAAUAAAAAUAAAAAUUCCAAUUACAAUACUACGAUCGAUAUUCCAAUAAAAGAGGAAAGCAAAUGCCGUCAUUGGAGGAUGAACUCUUUCCAUCAACACCAGGAAAGUUCAAGAUCGAGCGAACUCACAACAUGAAUCGUCAGGUUUACCGGUGCUUCGCUUCCACAAGCACCAUGUUCUUGUGGGCCCUCUUCCUUAUUGCACUCACCGCUUCCUACCUCAGCUUCCAAAGCUUCGUCGAUUCCGGUAGCCGGUAUCUCUCGGCUUCCUGGGGUGGGAUCCAGUGGGAGAAGCAGGUUCGCACCUCAGCUCAGAUCCACCGACAGGGAGGCAUGUCGGUUCUGGUGACCGGCGCUGCCGGUUUCGUCGGGUCACACGUGUCCCUCGCUCUCAAGAGAAGAGGAGACGGCGUCGUUGGCCUCGACAAUUUCAACGACUACUACGACCCUUCCCUGAAGAAAGCGCGUAAUGCUCUCCUCACCACACAUGGCAUCUUCAUCGUCGAAGGGGACAUCAACGACGCUAAGCUAUUGGCCAAGCUAUUCGACGUCGUCGCUUUCUCUCACGUGAUGCACCUCGCGGCUCAAGCUGGUGUCAGGUACGCCAUGGAAAACCCUCACUCUUAUGUUCACAGCAACAUUGCGGGGCUCGUCACGCUCCUCGAGGCGUCCAAAUCGGCGAACCCUCAACCCGCCGUUGUUUGGGCUUCUUCCAGCUCCGUCUACGGCCUCAACGAGAAGGUUCCCUUCUCAGAGUCUGAUCGGACCGACCAACCCGCUAGCCUCUACGCCGCAACGAAAAAAGCCGGCGAGGAAAUCACCCACACCUACAACCACAUAUACGGCUUGUCCAUCACCGGAUUGAGGUUCUUCACCGUUUAUGGACCCUGGGGAAGACCCGACAUGGCUUAUUUCUCGUUUACCCGCAAUAUUCUUCAGGGAAAACCCAUCACUGUUUACCGGGGCAAGAACCGGGUCGAUCUGGCCCGGGACUUCACGUACAUUGAUGAUAUCGUGAAGGGCUGCGUCGGGUCGCUGGAUACUUCAGGGAAGAGUACCGGGUCGGGUGGAAAGAAACGGGGACCCGCCCCGUAUCGAAUCUUUAACCUUGGGAACACUUCUCCGGUGACUGUGCCGACGCUUGUGAGUAUCCUGGAGCGUCACUUGAAGGUCAGGGCGAAGAGGAAUAUGAUUGACAUGCCUGGAAACGGUGACGUUCCGUUCACUCAUGCUAACAUAAGUUCGGCCCGAAGAGAACUCGGGUAUAAGCCCACGACCGAUUUGCAAACCGGGUUGAAGAAGUUCGUGAAGUGGUACCUUUCCUAUUACGGCUACAAUCACGGCAAACCUGUAAAUUAAUUUCGUUUCCCUUUUUUUGUGUUUUUUCUUUUUUUAGCCUAUUAGAAUUUUUAAUGACAGAUAAGGAGGUUAAAAAAGAAAACUAAAUUUGGAAAGAAGAAAAGAAAGAACAUGGUCAACAAGAAAAGAAAGGAAACGGGACUUAAAAAAAAAAAAAAAAGAGAAAAGAAGGGGAACAAUUCUUUACUUAGGAGGCCAGCUAAAUCAGCGGUUCCUUAGUUGAUUUCUUUUCUUUUUUUGUAUUAAUUGGUGUUUUUUGUAACUUUUUUUUUUUCAUCAUUUUUUCUUUUGUGUAAAGAAAGAAAGUUCAAG